AUGCAUCUUACCCAGGACCCCAAAGUUGAGAUAGGAUUGAGCGAUCAGGGAACGGUCAACCCUGCCUUUAGGGUAAGUGCUGCUUCACUCUCUCAAAACAACUGAAGAACUGCCAAAUCACACCGCAUUAAGUAUCACAUACUCUCAAAUGUAUGUUCAGUGUUCAUUGGUUCCUUGAAAUCUUUGGUUUCUUAUGCUGAAUUUCAUGAUGUUGGGUCUCAAUCGAGAGGGGAAAUGAACAUCAUUUUAGUGGGAUGUGGGAACUUUUCCCAACUGUAUUCAUGCUGGUUUACUUCUGCACAGGAGGAAAACAAAGGGCUGAGUUAUUCAUCUUAGAAACUAGAGCUGAAUUUAAGCUACUGUGGAAUGUAAUUUGCCCAGAGCAUACUGAACAGACUGGGUAGAUCAAUGGAAAACAUUGUUUGAUUCCACAGCAUGUAGCAUAGAUAUGUCGUUAUCAAAAACAGUCAUGCAAUGCAAAACCAAUAUAUAUAGAAAUGACAAGAAAUGACAUUAAAAUGAUAAUAACACAGUUAUAACCUAUAAACUACGUGUUUGACUCCUAAGGAAUAAUUUAAAUAUUCUCCCAUACAAUUGGCAUUUUUAUUUAUUUAUAUGCAUAAGUUCUGUCUCCCACUGCAAAGCCUUAAUGGUAAUCAACGUCUAGAAAACUGACUCAGAAAGGCAGUUAGCCAGGAUGAAUUAAGGCUAUAUUGAGUCGUUUCAUCUUACCAUCCAAAGGCAAUGCAUGCAGCCAGCUAUACACUGGUAUCCCCCGUGAGCCGGUUCGUACAUAAAACCUCCACUCAGGCUGCAAAGGCGUUGAUUUCCUCCUUAACUCGAUUUAAUGGCGAAAAGAAGGAAAAAACUGGGAAAAUGUGCGUACUUUUUUAUGAAACACAUUUUUCCACCACCAUGCUAACGUGGCUAAUGAUGUUGCGCAUUGUGUUCAGCCAGGGGUAAACUUCAGACUGCUGCAACCUGAUUGGCUGAACGCGAUACGCCGCAUCCGGGACUAGCAUUCCUCGCCAUUAUAUUGAGUUAAAGAUGAAAUCGAUGCCUUUGCAGCCUGAAUGGAGAAGGUUUUAUGUACGAACGGGUCCACUGGGGAUACCAGUGUAUAGCCGGCUACAUGUAUUGCCUUUGUACGGUAAAAUGAAACGAUUCAAUAUCCCCAGCUGUUAUAAGGAUGAUUAUAAGAUGAUAAUAAGACAUGAUAAAGGGGUUGUACUGUACGUACUUAUGACAAACAAGUCUUAAAAUGUUUUAUAUUCGUAUAAUAAUGCAUUAUAGUUAUGGGGCUUAAGUAAAUGUUGCUGAAUUACUAUUUUUUAUUUAUUUCAGACUGAAUGGGGCGCUCAGUGUACACAGCUGGAUUGAGACUUUAUUUUCACCCCCCGAAGCAUAUUUCUCCCCAACCUAUCAUAGCAAACAAGACAACCAAAACAACAGCUGCCUGCACAAAAUCAUUUUAGAAACAAUUGGCUGAGCCAAAGCAGACGUUUAUGAUAAAUGUAUGAGUUUAUUUAAUUGCUAAUUCAAUAUAAUGCAUUCAACUGUGGUGGACUAAACUGCAGUGUUAUUCAUCUUUCUUCAUGUCGUGGCAUUUUCCCAGCACAUUGAGUUAGGAAAAUGCGAAGAACAGGCAAAUCCCACAGUUGUCAAUAACCCUAAGACCAGGUAACACACCCUAAAAUAGUCAAAUCAAAUCAGCUAAAAAAUCAAUAAAUCAAAUUAAUAGCACAUUAUUAUACAAUCAUUUGAGUAAAAAAAAAAGAAAGAAAUGUAUACGUUGAAGAUUGUUUGCUAAUUCCUACACUGUAUCUCUACUGCAGUAUUUCCAACAAUUACUUUUGUUGCUGCAUUUUGACCAGAUAAAGACUUUGCGGUGAAUGAAUAACAUGUGGUAAAAUAUUUUUACAAGGAUCAAAAUCUCACAGAGUAGAAAUGUACAAGCCUCACAAGUGUAAGAUAAACAUUGAGACCAUGACUAGAGUCCAUGACUGUCUGGAGAUAAUGUUUGAAUUAAUAACCCUCCCGUUGUCCUAGGGUCAAAAUGACACGCCACUGUGUUGAACCAACUUUAUUUAAUUGUUAUAUUUUUUGGAUCAUUUGUGAGAAGGAGGCAGUGAUACUUUCUUUAAAGUCUCACUGCCUCCUUCUCACAAAUGAUCCCCAAAAUAUAAAAAUUAAAUAAAGUUGGUUCAACACAGUGGCGGGUCAUUUUGACCCUAGGACAACGGGAGGGUUAAGGCAUUAAAUGUUUUUCCGACUUCAUGACAACAAGUGGAAGGUGUAUCUGAACCAACAGUUUGUGUGUCCCAGAUAGAUGCCAGCAUUUAGAAUGUAAUGGUCCGGUGGACAGACACCAAAUCCCAAAGUGCUGAACGAACAAAUAUUGUGUAUUCAUUAUCAAUUCAGCAACAGCAUGAUGCAUUAAACAGUAAUGUAACGGUUGCAUUCCACAUCUGUUCUGAACUAAAUGCUGUGCUCAGAAAUGGAAGUGAUCUUGUCUACUUAAAAAAAAAAAAAAAAAAAAUAUCCAUAAUACACUAUAUAUGCAAAAGUAUGUGGACACCCCUUCAAAUUAGUGGAUUCGGCUAUUUCAGCCACACCCGUUGCUGACAGGUGUAUAAAAUUGAGCGCACAGCCAUGCAAUCUCCAUAGACAAACAUUCACCUUACUGGCCUUACUAAAGAGCUCAGUGACUUUCAACGUGGCACCGUCAUAGGAUGCCACCUUUCCAACAACUCAGUUCGUCAAAUUUCUGCCCUGCUAGAGAUGCCCCGGUCAACUGUAAGUGCUGUUAUUGUGACAUGGAAACAUCUAGGAGCAACAAUGGCUCAGCAAUGAAGUGGUAGGCCACACAAGCUCACAGAAUGGGACCUCCGAGUGCUGAGGCGCGUAGCGAGUAAAAAUUGUCUGUCCUCGGUUGCAACACUCACUACCGAGUUCCAAACUGCCUCUGUAAGCAACGUCAGCACUUCAUUGCGUCGGCUGGAGUGGUGUUAAGCUCGCCACCAUUACACUGGAGCAGUGGAAACGCAUUCUCUGGAAUGAUGGUCCGGGGCUGUUUUUCAUGGUUCGGUCUAGGCCCCUUAGUUCCAGUGAAGGAAAAUAUUAACGCUACAGCAUACAAUGACAUUCUAGAAAAUUCUGUGCUUCUAUCUUUGUGGCAACAGUUUGGGGAAGUCCCUUUCCUGUUUCAGCAUGACAAUGCCCCUGUGCACAAAGCGAGGUCCAUACAGAAAUGGUUUGUUGAGAUCAGUGUGGAAGAACUUGACUGGCCUGCACAGAGCCCUGACCUCAACCCCAUCAAACACCUUUGGGAUGAAUUGGAACGCUGACUGCGAGCCAGGACUAAUCGUCCAACAUCAGUGCCCGACCUCACAAAUGCUCUUGUGGCUGAAUGGAAGCAAGUCCCCGCAGCAAUGUUCCAACAUCUAGUGGAAAGCCUUCCCAGAAUAGUGGAGGGUGUUAUAGCAGCAAAGGGGGGACCAACUCCAUAUUAAUGUCCAUGAUUUUGGAAUGAGAUGUUCGACGAGCAAGUGUCCACAUACUUUUGGUCAUGUAAUGUAAUUUUCCAUACAUAAUGUUGUUGAAAAGCCACAGUUGGUUGUGUUUGUAAGGUGGCAAUGUAGUAACUGAUUGCCAAGACUGGCCUGUUAUACUUCUAAAAUGGAAUGAGGAAAGUGAAGGAAGUACUAGUGGGAGGCCAUCUGGUUAUGAUUUGGGUUUAGAGGGCCAUCAUGCUCUGUGGCAUGAUGUACAGUGGGCUACACACCCACAUGCAGUGAAAAGCUCGCUUCAUUUAAGCUAUUACAACAUUACUAUCAAUGUCUAUGGCAGGGAUGGACAACUUCAGUCCUCGUGGGCCUGAUUGGUGUCAAAUUUUUGCCCCAUCCCCAGCACCAGCUAACAGACCUGACUCCAAUAAUCAACUAAUCAUGAUCUUCAGUUUAAAAUGCAAUUCGUUUAAUCAGCUGUAUUUGCUAGGGAUGGGGAAAAAGUGUGACACCACUCCGGCCCCCGAGGACUGGAGUUGCCCAUCCCUUGUUAUGGGAUGGCGCACAUGGUGAUCCACAUUUAAAGGAAAGUGGAGGGGAAAUCCAUUAGGUGGCAGCAAAAGAUUAGCAGAUAGUAGCCUGAGCACAUAUCGCUGAAACCAGCUGUUGGAUAAGUCUACCUUCUGUGGCUCAAACAAGCAAAGACACAUGGAUUGGUUCUGAGAAGUCCUGUUGAAUUCUAUGACUGUUGUUCAUGUGAUGAGGCAUCGAAGGUACUGUUCUGAGAUUAAAGGCUUUCAGAGUGGAUUUUAAGGCUUUUUUUGUGACAGUUGUAAGAUUUCUGUACCUGUUGAACACAUUGCUAUCCAUUCCUGCUUUAACCUUUUCCCCCAAUACCUGCUUCCUCUCCACCUCUUGCCAGUGAAAACGUAUUCAUACCACACAUUUCAUAUGUAUCAUUCACCUUACCUCAAUGAGGGAUUAGGUGUCAUGAUGAAGGUAGCUAUGUUAGGAAUAGCUGCCCGCAUUUCAUUUUUACACAAGUGUUUGUAGACACAAAUAAGGUGUAUGACUGAACAUAAGCGUCAUCAUGUGUGUGUCUCUACAAUGCAAGGGAUAUCUAUACCUGCUACUUUAUAAUUGCUAAAAUCAACUUCUUGCCUGAUUAAACAAUACUACUUGAGCUCAGUCAACCAAGCAAUCCCUCUUUUAAACAAGUUUUAAUCCAUAGUGAAUUACCUCAAACAGUCAAAGGAACACACACAGCAUAUGGAAUGGAAUAUGGCCUGUGGGAUGCGUGUUAACAUGGGCCUGACCUCUUUAUCUUUAGGACACUGACUGGUUUCAAGCAGCGUUUGUGGACUAUUUGGCCCUGUUUACCGUCAGAAUGGAUUACUAGCUGCCCACACCGGUGCCAUUUUUUACCAUAUCACCUAUCACAUGCUCCCAUCAGACUCGGUAUAGAUUUCCCUUUCACGGUCACAGGGUGCAUGGGACAAAAGAUGGGACUGGGAAUCCAUAGCUCAGGCCAUAAUGGAGACAUGGAAAUGGAUUCCUAAGGGUCAUUUCAAUGAUUGAACAUUCACUGUGGCCGUUACACAGUAGCACUAGCGUAUAUUAGGCAUACCCUUUUUCCCUGCGGUAAAAUAAAAAUCACUGGGCAUGGUAGGAAUACCACUAAGACUUCCUUCACAGGCAGAUGUUUCUUGUUUUCUUGUUUUUUUUUGUUGUCGUUGGCAUGCUGUUCUUUUAGAAUUUGACAUCAAAGAAGAAUGUUAAAGGGAUUUAACACAAUCCUGUGUGGUUGUAGUUGGACUGUUUCUGUUCUGUUGUUCUCAGAAAACUACUUCAUCAAGAAUUUUAGGUUUUUAGAUUGUUUUGGGAAUUUCUUAUGAUAAUAAUAAUAAUUUACUUUGAUGUCCAUUUUUCUAGCUUGAUGGGUAGCCUCAGAGGGUUAUUUUUAGGUCAAAACAUGUAAGCUUAUGUAAGUAUGUACAGUAUAUAAGUAUAUAUCGCAAAAUCCAAUUUAAAAAAGGAAUUCCACUCAAAAGUAGAGAUUUAACAUCAUCAGCUUUCGUGUUCUACUACAGAUUUUGACUUAAAAGGGCAACCUGCAGUUUCUAAAUCCAUAUUUGGACUUAUAAAUUAAUGAUAUUUACCCAUUGAUUCUUGAAGAAUAUAACUUAUAAAUACCAAAAUAUAAGCUUGUUUUACUCCAAUGUUUGUAAAUAUACCGUAUAGCCUCAAAACUUAGUUAAAACUAUCAUUUUGAUAUCAUUGAUGGUCAGUUCUUACACCCAUAGCUCUGUCUAUGAAUUUGAGAGUGGUUACAUUUCUCCAGCCCUAUCCCUCAGCUUUUUACCAAAAUAGUGGUGGGAAAUAGUUUGUUAUUGUUUAAACUGGAGAUUGCCCCUUUAAAGCUGAACUAUAUGGAACAAGGAACAAAACCGCACAUUUCAACUUCCCCUCUAAAGACAGUUGUUUUCCUCCACAGGGCCCGGACAGUGGUCAGUCAGAGAGGGUUGACAUGGAUGGGUCUCACACAGAGGGCCUGGAAGAAGGUCUGGAGGACCAGAACAAAGGCCUGGAUCUGGUCUACUCCAUCAAUGAUAGGCCACCAUGGUAUCUCUGCAUCCUGCUGGGCUUCCAGGUAAAGGAACAACACAAUGCAGGUUGUACCCUGUGUUAUCCACCAGGGUUGGGGUCAAUUCCAUUUUAAUUCAGUCAAUUCAGGACGUGAACUGAAAUACCCAUUCCAAUUGAAAAUUAAGAAGUUGUGAGGAAAAUUAGAAUUGGAAUGUCAAUUUACUACCUGAAUUGACUGAAUUUAAAUUGGAUUGACCCCAAACCUGCUGUGAACCAGACAUCUUCUUUAUUGAGAAAAAAUGUACUUACUACGACUGUAAUAUGUGAUUGUCUCACCUGGCUAUCUUAAGAUGAAUACACUAACUGUAAGUCGCUCUGGAUAAGAUCGUCUGCUAAAUGACUAAAAUGUAAAUGUACAUCCUUUACCUACUCCCUCUUCCCCUGUAUAAAUAUCUCUUAGUCUAGAGUUAAGUCUCCCUCCUAUAACAAUUUCCCAUCUAGCCUUUCUUGGAAAUAGUUCUGCAUGCGGGUUCCUAGCAGUCAUAUACUGUAAGUCCCCAUCUCACCCACUCCUUCUCUGUCUUUCCUUACCCACUUCAAAGUCACCCCAUAUUUGAUGUCACCAUUCCUCAAAGGUAAAAAACAUAAUGGAAAGGAAACAGCCCAUAUCUUAAUUAAUAAGUCCCACCAUUGCGCCUGAGUUAUUUAAGACUAUUAACCCCUUUUAAACAUUGUAUGUUUGAGCUACAGACUUCUAGGUUGUACCAUUGGAUUCGUCUAUUUCUUCUAUUUCUUCUGCAUCCAGUGUUUGUGAGACAAGGGUGGAUCCCGAAGAAGCCCGGGGCCGGAUCUUCAUUCUGUAGCCAGAAUGGUUUGAGCUACAAACAUGUCGUCCAAAAAGUUAUACAUUUGACUCAUCUGUCCAUAGAACAUUCUUCCAAGAGACUUGAUGAUCAUCCAGGUGCUUCUAGACGCUUUUUGGGCAAACUUGAGUCAACUUUUUGGACGAGGUGGGUCCCAUUAUGUCUGGCAAAAACCAAACACUGCAUUCCACAGUAAGAACCUCAUACCAACGGUCAAGCAUGGUGGUGGUAGUGUGAUGGUUUGGGGAUAUUUUGCUGCCUCAGGACCUGGAUGACUUGCCUUAAUAGAAGGAACCAUGAAUUUUGCUCUGUAUCAUAGAAUUCUACAGGAGAAUGUCAGGCCUUCUGUCUGUGAGCUGAAGCUGAAGCACAUCUGGGUCAUGCAGCAAGACAAUGAUCCAAAACACACAAUCAAAUCUACAUGAAAAUUGUUGAAAAGCAACAAAUUUGAAGUUUUGGAAUGGCCUAGUCAAAGUCCAGACCUAAUCCCAAUUGAGAUGUUGUGGCAGGACUUGAAACGAGCAGUUCAUACUUGAAAACCCACAAAUGUCGCUGAGGCUAAAAUUCCUCCACAGCGAUUUGAGAGACUGACUAACAACUACAGGAUGCAUUUGGUUGCGGUCAUUGCAGCUUAAGGUGGCACAACCAGUUAUUGAGUGUAAGGGGGCAAUUACUUUUUCACACAGGGGAAUUGGGUAUUGCAUAACUUUGUUAACUAAAUUUCUGUACUUACAGCAGGGAUGGGUAACUUUUUAUGUGGGUGGGGGCCACUAUUUCCUGCAAUUCUACACAUUUUGCCAUAAGGUGGAGGCACAUUUUUACAGUUUUUAAUAUGAUAACUGAUGGUCAAAAGUUGUGCACUAUAUAGGGAAUAGGGUUCCAUUUCCCACUUAUGCAUUCUCAUUUCGACCCCAAACCCAAAACUGGUGUGCGUUGCCAAAGAGCUCUAUUUUCAAGUCAUCUGACCAAAGCACCAGUUCCAAUCCAAGUGCCAAUGCUGUUUAGUGAAGUCCAGGUGUUUACAUUUGUUGGACAACAUGAAAAUAGAGCUCUUUGGUUACACUCACUAGUGGCAGGUUUGGCAUCGAAAUGAGAAUGCAUGAGCAGAAAAGAACCCCAUACCUACUGUAAAAUAUGGUGGUGGAUAUUUUAUGUUAUGGGGCUAUUUUGCUUCCACUAGACCUUGGGCCCUUAUUAAGGUCAACGGCAUCAUGAACUUUACCCAGUACCAGGACAUUUUAACCAAAAAUCUGGUUGCCUCUGCCAGGAGGCUGAAAUGUGGCCGCAAGUGAACAGUAUCUUCUAGCAAGACAAUAACCCCAAGCACACAUCAAAAUCCACAAAGAAAUUGUUAAUUGACAACAAAAUCAUCAUUUUGCAAUGGCCAUCUCAGUUCCCGGGCUUGAAACCCAUUGAAUUGAAGAGGGCAGUCCAUAAGCACAGACAAAGGAUAUCAAGGAUCUGGAAGGACUCUGUAUGGAGGAAUGGUCUAAGAUCCCUCCCAAUGUGUUCUCCAACUCAUAAAACAUUUUAGAAAAAGUAUCGGUGUCGUUAUCCUCGCAAGGUGAGGUAUUGAAAGGUAUUGAAAACAGGGGUGUCAAUCCUUUUGAACCCUACCUUUUGAACCCUACCUUUUUGAUAAAAUAAAUAUUACUUGUUAAACAAGAUCUCUGAGCAAUUAUAUUAGUAUAAAGUAAUAUAUAUGUUUAGCAUACAAUAUAUCUCAGUAUUUGAAAUAUUUAUUUUAUACAUCAUUUUUGCUCAUCUUUAUCAAGGGUGUCAAUAAUUUUGGACCCCACUGUAUGUAUGUAGUAACUUGUAUUAUUAAUUGUAGCAGUAGUUCUAUUAGCUGUAGGCCUAUUAGUAAUUUAACAACUUUUUCUGUGCUUAACUUUUUGUUGUUGUUGCUGUUAAUGUAGCUUCAUUGCCAAAAUCCUGACCUAUCCUUUUAAACCAAACGUCAUUAUCGACUAAUAUCGACUAAUUAUCAACUAUUUUCCCACUGCACUGUGUCAAAAAUGUACGUUUUACAGUUAAUGUCCUGCAAUUCUACUCAUUUUGCCAUGGGGUAGAGAGCAAAAAUGUUUUUUUUGGCUAAUUUCCUGCAAUUCUACACCUUUUGUAAUGACUUAUGCCAUAUUAAUAUGAUAUGACAGAGAAUGACUAAUAAAAUCAAUAUGGUAUUCGGCCAUGGUUAAUACAAGUUUAGAUAGCUGGCUAGACUAACGACCAAUCUAAAAAUUGUUAGCUGACAUGGCUAAUUGAGUCUGUCAGUGACUGACAUAACAAGACAAAAACUGCCACAUUUUGAAAUUGCACCUGGUGUAUUCUUACUUAAUAAUAAUACUUCUUAAGUUGAGACCCCAACUUGGGCCCUAAGCGACCGAUUAUGUUGCUUAUGCCUGGAACUGGAUAGUGAGGUGGGGCCCCCAAAAGGCUAGAGACCUCCAGGGGGCCCACAUUGAUUUUAUUAGUCAUUCUCUCUCAUAUCAUAUUAACAUGGCAUAAGUCAUUACAAAAGGUGUAGAAUUGCAGGACAUUAACUGUAAAAUGUAAAUGUUUUCUCUACACUGUCAAGAGGGAGGCCACUAAAAUGUUUUGCCAUGAGGUGGGGCCCCCAAAAGGCUAGAGCCCCCAAAAGGGGCCCUGAUCCUUAACCUUAGGUGGGACAAGCCUAGCUUGUUUAGCCUAGUAUAACACAAGCAUUUGCACACCUGUGCACUGAAAGCCCAGGGCUAACAUGUCAAGUAAGUGACAGAGGCGCUGAUGGGACAAUUAAAGGACCAUGCAUAUUCUGUAGAAGUCACUCAGCAAAUAUGUUUUCACACUGCUGAUUUCAACAAUGUGUUUGUAAUGUCAGGCAGGUGUUUGUGGUGAUUUAUCAGGCUAGCACUGAAAAGAGGAGGGCCAGCUAAGACCUGGACCAAAAUGGUGUUAUCCAACUUCAAUUAAUGCAUUAUGUGAAAAUGAUGUGUGAAAUGUGGUUUUGUCCACCAAAACCUGUGAAGAGCUUUAAAGGGAUAGUGAUAGAUUUAGGCAAUUAAGCCCUUUUUCUACUUACCCAGAGUCAGAUGAACUUAUGGAUACCAUUUUUAUGUCUCUGAUUGAGUGCAGUUUGAAGGACGUUAGAGGUAGUUUCGUGAGCCAUUGCUAACUAGGGUGAGCGCAAUGGCUGGAUGUCUACAUGGACCACAAACAUAUAAAUGGUAUCCAUGAGUUCAUCUGACUUUAGUUAAGUAGAAAAAGGGCUUCAUCACUAUCCCUUUAACAGUUCGGACUGAAAAAAGAGUAAGGCUGAAUAUAGCCUAAUCAUUACAUUUUACAUGUUUAGCAGAAGCUCUUAUCCAGAGCAACUUACAUUAGCGUUAAGUGCCUUGCUUAAUGGCACAUCGACAGAUUUUUCACCUAGUCGGCUCUGGGAUUAGAACCAGCAACCUUUCUGUUACUGCCACAACGCUCUUACCCACUAAGCUACCUGCCGCCUUGUAUUAGAACAGUGUAUUUUUACAUUUAUAUUUGGGUGUGAUAUCAAUUAAAUGUCAAUGUGUCUCUCAGGUGUUGUUCUGUAACAAUAUACUGUGACUUGGACCGUAACAUUUCAUGUACACGUCUUUCUUCUGCUCCUGUCAACAGCAUUACAUCCUGGCAUUCGGUGGCAUCAUUGCAGUGCCUCUGAUCCUGGCCGAGCCUCUCUGUAUUGGAGACAACAAUGCCGCCAAGAGCCAACUCAUCUCCACCAUAUUCUUUGUGUCGGGUGUGUGCACACUGCUUCAGACCACUAUCGGAACCAGGUAGCUAGUCCUCUUGGCAUUUCCUUAACAGCUUAACUUUCACAUAAGGGAACAAACAUAUACACUGAGUGUACAAAACAUUAAGAACACCUGCUCUUUCCAUUACUUAGAUUGACCAGCUGAAUCAAGGUGAAAGUUAUGAUCCCUUAUUGAUGUCACUUGUUAAAUCCACUUCAAUCCAUGUAGAUGAAGGGAAGGAGACAGGUUAAAGAAGGAUUGUUAAGCCUUGAGACGAUUGAGUCAUGGAUUGUGUAUGUGUGCCAUUCAGAGGGUGAAUGGGCAAGACAAAAUAUUUAAGUGCCUUUGAACGGGGUAUGGUAGUAGGAGCCAGGCGUACUGGUUUGUGUCAAGAACUGCAACACUGCUGGGUUUUUCACGUUCAACUGUUUCCUGUGUGACAUCCAGCCAACUUGACACAACUGGGGAAAGCAUUGGGGUCAACAUGGGCCAACAACCCUGUGGAACACUUUUGACACCUUGUAGACUCCAUGCCCCAACGAAUUUAGGCUGUUCUGAGGGCAAAAGGGGGGGGUUGAGGUGGUGCAACUCAAUAUUAGGAAGGUGUUCUUAAUGUUUUGUACACUCAGUGUAUCGGCACAAGGAUGUUUAAAUGCAAACACAUUUAAACCCACAGAGGCUUAGAAGAACACAUAGACAAGCGUGUGUGCAUGUAUGCCUGAGUAGACACACAUCUGAACCUAACAUAAAUCCUUCUCUAUCUUCGCCAUCCAUCUAAGUAAUCCUUCUGGAAAUAUCUGUAAAGUAAAGUUCCAGACAGCUUAACGCCUUAAUGUACAGUAUGGUGAGGACAGGGUUAGGGCCUGGGCCUUCCACAGUUUAAGAAUUCCUGUUCAAAGCCUUAUGUUGAGUUGCCAUGAGUUAGAGCAAAAGAGCCCAGGUGUGGGAUUGGUCAGUAUGGCAAUAUAUCACUAUAAGACUAGACAAUCACCCAGAUUAGUCUAUCACAGCCCAGCAGUUAUUUAUCAUCAACAUAACACAAUAGCUACCUUAGUUAUUUAAGCUGGUUUGAGCUAAUAAGUGUCCCCUCUAGUAGUAUACAGUUAAUGACACUGAAUAUACACUGAGUGUACAAAACAUUAGGAACACCUUAUUAAUAUUGAGUUGCACCACCCCUUUUUGCCCUCAGAACAGCCUCAAUUCGUCAGGGUAUGAAGUCUACAAGGUGUUGAAAGCGUUCCACAGGGAUGCUGGCCCAUGUUGACCCCAAUAAUUCCCACAGUUAUGUCAAGUUGUUUGGAUAUCCUUUGGGUGGCGGACCAUUCUUGAUACAAACGGGAAACUGUUGAGUGUGAAAAACCCAGUAGCGUUGCAGUUCUUGACACAAACCAGUGCGCCUGGAACCUACUAAAGGCACUUAAAUCUUUUGUCUUGCCCAUUCAUCCUCUGUAUGGCACACAUACACAAUCCAUGUCUCAAUUGUCUCAAGGCAUAAACAUCAUUCUUUAACCUGUCUCUUCCCCUCCAUCUACACUGAUUUAAGUGGAUUUAACUAGUGACAUCAAUAAGGGAUCAUAGCUUUCACCUGGAUUCACCUGGUCAGUCUGUCAUGGAAAGAGCAGGUGUUCUUAAUGUUUUGUACACUCAGUGUAUCUCAACUGUUGUAAGAUCAAAAUGGGUUGGUAGUAUAAGGCUAAAACCACUGGACCAGGGAUGCAUCCAGUGGAAGAAAUCAGGCAAAUAGGCAACUAGUUACCCAACCAGCUACCCAACUAGCUACCCAAUCAGCUACCCAACCAGCUACCCAAUCAGCUACCCAACUAGCUACUCAACCAGCUACCCAAUCAGCUACCCAACCAGCUACCCAACUAGCUACCCAGCCAGCUACCCAACCAGCUACCCAAUCAGCUACCCAACUAGCUACCCAACCAGCUACCCAACUAACUACCUAACUAGCUACCCAACCACCUACCCAUUUCAAUUAAGUUUAUCGUCACUAUACAUCAUUACUUGGCUCCAGGUAUCAGGGAUCAUUCCGUGACCAUUGAGACGACAUUGGGAUAAUAUUGGGUAUGUCGUGAUCGAGUUAACUUGAGCUUCUUUGACAAUCUGCAUCUACACAGCUUUAGGUCAAAGGUUAGCUAAACUCAUCUAAAGAGCCCAGGGGAGUUGUGCUCUUUUAAUCGUAUUUGCUACCAGGCAGACAACUGGCAGGUGAACCAGACCAUUCCAUCCUUAACCCAUGCAUUCUACUGGUUGCCUCUUUCUUUCCACAGGUUGCCAAUCCUCCAGGGGGGUACCUUUAGCUUCAUCACCCCCACUCUGGCCAUCCUUGCCCUGCCUAAGUGGCAGUGCCCUGCCCCCAGUGCCACGUCAGUGUCCCAGCAGCUUCAAAACGCCACUGAAUCCCUGCUAAUGGACUCUGAUGAGGUGUGGAAGUCACGCAUGAGAGAG
Messenger RNA from Coregonus sp. 'balchen', 13158 nucleotides. The record is from the annotation of a GenBank genome assembly. NCBI's taxonomy places the organism in Eukaryota, Metazoa, Chordata, Actinopteri, Salmoniformes, Salmonidae.